UUGAACCCUCUCAAUACGUGAUUAUAGACAAUAAACAAAUCAGCUGUGAUUUAAUUUUUUACCUACUAAUUUACGAGCAGUUCUUUCAAUUUUCAUGUUUAACACGUCUUCUACAUAAUAGUGAUCGUUAGAUAGAUUAGUUGGUAGGUAGGUAUGAUUGAAUAAUGCAGUUUAACAUGAAAACUAGUAGCUUUGAGGUUGCAACUGUAUUUUUUUUCAACGCGAUUGUGAACACCAUCCUAAUAAGUGGAAUGGAUCGGAAUCUCUUAACAGAUCUAGGAAACGAUGUCAAACUCAGUAUCAUCGUAAUUCUAUUCGAAACCACUUUAUCAUCGAUUACAGUCGUAUUCAUUUACAAGAAACGAAAUUCAUGUACGAUCAUAGCUGCAAAAUAUUUCUUACUCGGAUGCAUGGUCGGACUAAUAUUACUCGAUAUGUUCUACAUUUACUCGAUCGUUAUGCAUUUGUACCAAAGAAACCUAAGUGAUGAAAAAAUCGAAGAAAAUAUCGAUUUGCACGAUUUUAAACUCAGUUUUUCUCUCAGCGUGCUAGGCACAUCGUUAAUCUGCUAUUUCGUUUGGAAAUUGUACGUCGUAGCUAAAACAGUUUCUUUUGCCAGUGAUAGAAAAAAUUUAAUACUUCCGACUAGUGGCAUCGAUGUUCAAGAAACUGUUUUGAUAAAUGAUCACGAAAACGUCCCACUUUCAUCUUCUCCUCCUUCCUACGAUCAAUGCUUAUUGAUGGAAUCCACUUCGAAGGAUUACGAAGCACCACCACCGUCAUAUGAUGAAGCAGUCAUAUGUUCAAGUAUUAAACAUCAAGAUGAAUAGAAAAAGUUUCUUAAUUCACUGAUGAAUUGAACUCGUGUAUUCUUUCACAAUUGUAUUUGAAUAGUUCCUAUAAUUUUAAAACAUUUUCAUACCUUUUGAAUUUUGUUAUUACAAACUUUUUAUAGUA
Molecule: messenger RNA, 957 nt
Organism: Planococcus citri (citrus mealybug)
Lineage: Eukaryota; Metazoa; Arthropoda; Insecta; Hemiptera; Pseudococcidae
Exons: 4
Coding region: 165-830 (221 amino acids)
Source: RefSeq, a predicted model, not a curated record